UCUCUCCACCCUCUGUCUCUCACCCCCCCAUCACACACUCUCUCUCUCCACCCCCCUCUGGGUGCGCAGAGCCGAGACAGUUGGUUUGCUCCGCUGUGUCUGAGAGCCGUGGAGUGUUGUGUGUGCCUGUUAUUUAGGUCUGUUACAGCACGCUAGGAGCAGCUCACCCCGAGCACAGACGCUGCCUAGCCAGCCUGCGAACAGCCACGAAGGAAAGCAGAAACAAGCAGCGUGAAAGAGAGACACAGUCACAUGGAGAAAAACAUAGAGCGAAAGAGGAAACGCUUAAGAGUGCAAAACAGCAGGAUCAGCCGGCACGUACAUCCAGAGUAAAGGAAUUCCAGCCGGGGGGAUUUAGUGCCGUCGUAGCUGCGGGUGUUGUUGUUGGGGAUUUUUCUGACGUGACGUGAGACAGCACGGUAUCGAGAAGCAGGAACAGAAGCGAUAGUUUUUUCGUCGGAGGUGGACAAUAUGUUUGACUGUAUGGAGGCUCUGGGCAUGGGUACCCGCCAACUCUACGAUGUCACCAACCGGGGCGCCUGCAUGCUUCGAAAGGCGAGCCCCUUCUAUGCUGGACUGGACCCAUUUGCCUGGACGGGGACGGCAAGCGUGCGGUCUGUGGAGACCCAGAGCACCAGUUCAGAGGAGAUGGUGCCCAGCUCACCCUCUCCACCACCUCCACCUCGUGUCUACAAACCCUGUUUCGUCUGCCAGGACAAGUCUUCCGGGUACCACUACGGUGUCAGUUCUUGCGAGGGGUGCAAGGGUUUCUUCCGUCGCAGUAUUCAGAAGAACAUGGUGUACACCUGCCACCGCGACAAGAACUGCCAGAUCAACAAGGUCACACGCAACCGCUGCCAGUACUGCCGACUGCAGAAGUGCUUCGAGGUUGGCAUGUCCAAGGAAGCUGUGCGCAACGAUCGAAAUAAGAAGAAGAAGGACGUUAAGGAUGAGAUCGUCCCUCCAGAGAGCUACGAGCUGAGCGGGGAACUGGAGGAGUUGGUUAACAAAGUGAGCAAAGCGCAUCAGGAGACCUUCCCAUCACUUUGCCAGCUGGGAAAAUAUACUACAAACUCCAGCUCAGAUCACAGAGUCCAAUUGGAUCUGGGCCUGUGGGACAAAUUCAGCGAGCUUUCCACCAAGUGCAUCAUUAAAAUCGUGGAGUUUGCCAAACGCCUUCCGGGCUUCACCACCCUCACCAUCGCAGAUCAGAUCACCCUCCUCAAAUCAGCCUGCUUGGAUAUUCUGAUGCUCCGAAUCUGUACACGAUAUACACCAGAGCAGGACACAAUGACUUUUUCAGAUGGAUUGACCCUCAACCGGACUCAGAUGCACAAUGCUGGCUUUGGCCCACUUACAGACCUCGUGUUUGCUUUUGCUGGUCAGCUCCUGCCGCUAGAGAUGGAUGAUACAGAGACCGGCCUCCUCAGCGCCAUCUGUCUCAUUUGUGGAGACCGAAUGGACCUUGAGGAGCCCGAUCGUGUAGAUCGUCUUCAGGAACCCCUCCUGGAGGCUCUAAAGAUUUACGCACGGCGGCGGCGACCCAACAAACCCCACAUGUUCCCACGGAUGUUGAUGAAGAUCACUGACCUGCGUGGCAUCAGCACCAAGGGUGCAGAAAGAGCUAUAACUCUAAAGAUGGAGAUCCCAGGCCCCAUGCCACCUCUCAUCCGAGAGAUGCUGGAGAACCCAGAGGCCUUCGAAGACCAGGCCGAGAGCACAGAGAAGAAGCCCGAGCCUGAACAGCCGGUCCCUCCUCCAGCUCUGCUGAAUGUGAAGAAAGAGCAAGAGGAUGAAGACGAUAGCUGGGCCACGGAGAAUGGCAGCGACCCCUCACCCGAGGAGGAAGAUGACGACGAUGAGGACGGAGAGGAGGAGAGAGGUACGGACAGCGACGGAGAAGCCUGGGGCAGCCAGGAACCCAAUGCGGAGGUGUUCAAAAAGAGCCACGAAGGAAGGGCUCAGUGAGAGACGCAAGCGCUCUUUUUCCAGCCAUACCUGUACAGACAUUUCUAACUCAGGCCACAUGGUCAACGAUGAGAGACAUAAGUGAGUGGAUUUGAGGCAAUUCACGUAAAAAAACUUUUCUCAGGACCUCUCGAGCAGAAAGAGAGGGGUUUUGAAAGACAAAACAACAGGCUUUUCAGACAAAAUAUAACGCUUUUUAAAAAACCUUUUUGUUUGUUUGCUUUGAAAAGGAGAAGCCAAAUGGACUUAUUACACUAUUAACAGCAGACCUUUAACGGGUUCAACAAAAAGUUCUUCUACAAGAAGAAAAUACAGAAUGGAAACUGAACGUAUAGUCCUUUUCUGUUGCUUUUGAAUAUCCUUUCAACCUUUUCCACCUUAAGAUAGUUUGUUGUCUUUACAUUUUAUGAAUUAGCCCAUACAUAUCUAUAUAUAUCUUUAUAUAUUUUUUUCUGUAUUUUAUUUUCUUAGUUAUAUUUUGUUUGGAUAGCUUUUCUGGGCAGAACUACAGAAAGAUAAUCGGAUUACUAUAACUGGCAAACCUCCGCUGGGUCUUUAUCCAACCGCUUGGUUGGAUUAUCGGGCACUUUGGCCCAGCAUGGAAGUCAUUGAUAAUCAGUUCAAUGGCAGAGUAUCUUCCAUUGACAUUUAGGAUGAGCUGUGUUUUUAAAGGACUCCCGUUCCAUAUCUGUUCUUAUUGCAUCAUAUUAUUCGCUGCCAAUUGAUUGGUGUGUCUGUGCCAAAGUUAGCGGCUUGUAGGGUUCAUUGUCUGUCCUGGAGCCCAACUCCAAACACAACACCCACAUGUCCAUUACCCAAAUAGCAUUGCGUCAUACUGGACCUGUUUCAUUCGACAUGCUCACUCUGAAAUUAUGCAGCGCUUUGUCAAACUCAAGAUAUGGCCAAUUAUGUGUAUCAUUACGCAAUUUGACCUCAUUGGGUUUGACACAUAAGGAUAACUACAUCUGGAGGACUUUCAGAAACUCAUCAUAAUAAAACGCAUACUGAUUUCAAACACACCCACUCUUAAAAAGCUCAUUAUACAUGUAUUUAGAACUCUUAGUUAAAAUUCAGACUCAGGGCAUUUCUGUAAGGACCAAACGCUUGCCGUCUGGCAGGCAGCUUUGAAACAGGCAAUAUUUAUGUAUGUUGCGUUGUAGAAAUCCCGCUGUCUUACUUAAAUGAAGCAUUUCUGUUUAUCAUAAACAGUCAUUGGCAAAUGUCUGCCUCUUACAAAUAUACAUUACCUGUAAUGUCUUGACCCAUUUAUUGCCAAAAACACACCAUAUGCAAUUUGGUGGUCAUGAGCCGCUGAAAAUACUUGGAGUUGUCUCAGUCAAUUAAUAUAUGACUAUGACCAGAACUCAGAUGUGUGUGUGUGUUUGUUGAAUCUGAGGAUGGCUGCACUCAAUAAGCUGUAGUAUACUACAAUGUUCAAUGAAUGUUAUCACAGUGGUGCUGUCAGAGUGUGUGAGCUGCCAUACUGACCUCUUUCCUCCUCAAGAGUUGCACCACAGCCACACAUAUAGCAAUUUUGAGAUUACUUUGUCAUAACUCUUUGUAAUAUUUUUGUUCUCUUAGCUUUGGAUAAUGUAUUGUCAAUACUAUGUUUGUGUUCAACGAAUUCUGUUACAUAAAAAAGCCAUAUAAACAUUAAGAGGCACAAUAAACUUUUUUUUCCGAGAAACCUC
Triplophysa dalaica is the source of this 3659-nucleotide messenger RNA. It is a transcript of the gene rarga, whose product is annotated as retinoic acid receptor gamma a. Gene Ontology annotation, biological process: regulation of transcription by RNA polymerase II; retinoic acid receptor signaling pathway; cellular response to corticotropin-releasing hormone stimulus. Gene Ontology annotation, molecular function: RNA polymerase II cis-regulatory region sequence-specific DNA binding; nuclear receptor activity; zinc ion binding. The record is from RefSeq and is a predicted model, not a curated record. The transcript has 8 exons. Bases 472 to 1968 code for a protein of 498 amino acids. NCBI's taxonomy places the organism in Eukaryota, Metazoa, Chordata, Actinopteri, Cypriniformes, Nemacheilidae. Gene Ontology annotation, cellular component: nucleus; transcription regulator complex.